Messenger RNA from Aaosphaeria arxii CBS 175.79, 2389 nucleotides. RefSeq lists its product as uncharacterized. NCBI's taxonomy places the organism in Eukaryota, Fungi, Ascomycota, Dothideomycetes, Pleosporales. The record is from RefSeq and is a predicted model, not a curated record. The transcript is spliced from 2 exons. Bases 366 to 2009 code for a protein of 547 amino acids.
CAACACCUCGCACAUGUAUUGUACUACUUAAGAUUGACACUAUGGGUCAGGGUACCUCCUCUGAAGCUCCGCAUCUAACACUAGGUACUUCUCCAACAUCCAAAGCUCUCCAAUUCCCAGUACUUUCUCUCGACUUGUAGUCGUUACUAACAAUGGCGUGUCUGCCUUGAUUAGAGCAGCUCAAUCAUAACCUCGCACAUCGUUUCGCACAAAAGUGCUACACGCCCCUCGAACUAUACUGCUUCAACUCUGUCUUCCGGUCGCUAGCAGACUCAGAAUCCGGUGUCAAGUACUGGAGCGAAGCUACGCUAUGUCGCUUUCUAGAACUACCAGAUUCCUUAGCCGUCGGCUCCGUGCUGUUCAGCAUGGCUAGCUUUCUCGGUGCCUUUCCGUUCCCAAGCCAAGCUCCCGCCAUUCUCACGUAUGAGGCCUUGCUGAAGGUCGUCACUAUAUUGACGGAACGAUAUGGAGUGGUUCUGAAGAAGAGGAAACGAGAUGUGUGGCUACGGGAGCUGUACAGGAGUAUGGCUGUAUAUGAUCGCGGUAUACGUAAAGAGACGGAGAAUGAAGAAGGAAAGGGUACCGAUGAUAAAGGCGCAGAGAGUCAUACUGGGAAUCAAGGGUUUGCCAUCGAUGCACCUGGCGAGGACGAGGACGAGGAUGAAGGAAACGACGAUGAUGAGCUAGUUCUGGCCGCACUGGACUCGAUGGAUGCGAUUGAUGUAUUCAAACAAGGCGAGCAGACUAACGUGCAUCAUUCCAUCAUUCCGACCGACAAUUUCUUGAAGCUCAUAGAAUUGUUGCUCCUUAUUGCUCCCAUUGACCCCCAAGAAAGCCUCUCCACCUUUGCCGCAGACCUAUCCGAGGAACGCGUCGAAAGACUACGACAGGUUGGUAAUGCAGUCCUGUCGUCAUUCGGCGUGGAGCAUAGUCAUGGUAUCACCUUUCGCACAUUCAACACCGUCAUAUCCACUUGCCUCCCCUAUACUUUCGAUGGCCUGCGCCCAUUAUUCGAACAUUUCCUGUUCGCGAAAGACUUCGACUUAGCAAAGAAAAAGAACAAGGAUGGUGCAGAGUCUCCCACACUCGAAACCCACCCUGUGAUACCACCACCUAAGCCUGUUACCGACCCUGAACCUAUCCUACGCAGUGGAGGAGACAUCCUCGAUCUACCCAUGCUAAGCCAACUGUCUUUUUUCAUCAAAGGCAGUAACCUCUUCCGUCGUCUACGUCCACUAUACAGCGGCAACACCCACGGCUUCAGCAUGGGCUCCUUCGAAAAGCAGUGCUUCCACUGGAGAGCACCCUCAAUCCUACUCGUACAAGGCAGACUUCUCCCAUCCGAACCCAGUAACACACGAGAACGCACCCUAUCCGACAUGCUACCCCCGAAACGCCUCCCCAACAGCGUAGCCGACGCCGAAGCCGCCGAAACAACAAUGACAUUUGGAGCCUACAUCCCGGCACCCUGGAAACACACCCACAAAGCCUGUUUCGGCGACUCAGAGACGCUACUCUUCCAGCUCUCCCCCAUGCAUGACGUCUUCUCCGCAUCUACGUACAGCACAGAUUACGUCUACUUCAACAAGUCUCCCACGCAGCCCGCAGGCGUGGGCCUGGGCACCGCGGUCCCGCAUCAGUCGUCCGCGCACAGCUAUCAUUCCAACACGCGAUUCCGGCCUGGGGCUGUCUCGCUGCACCUCGAUGACGCGCUUGAGUACGGCAUCUUUACGCAUAGGUCCGAGGGAGGAGGAUCAUUCCAUCCGUCGAGUCUGCCGUGUAGAAGAGGGAAAGACUGGCAGGAUCGCUUCGAGAUUGACAGCCUUGAAGUGUGGGGUUGCGGCGGAGAUGAAGUUGCGGAGCAGCAGCGGAAAGAAUGGGCAUUCCAAGAACGAGAGGCAGAGGCACGGCGGAAGAUCAACCUGGGCACUGGAGACAUCGAUGCAGAUCGCGAACUGUUGAGGAUGGCAGGGCUGAUCGGGGGCGAUAGGAGCGGUGGUAGCAUAUAAGUUAAUGGUCGUGUCUAGGCUGGAGUUCUGGCGCUUUUCGAAGUUAUUUUUACAGCAUUGUCGGCGAUGCAAUUCCACUCAAGCAGUAAUAGUUCAUGAAAAAUAGACAUACGCCAGGCAAUCAAAAGGCCUCUCUUUUCUCUCUUCGGAGCAAUUGGAACCUGGCGUUCGCUCUAGGGACCAAUUGAUACCAGUCAUAAAGCUGCACCUGUCAUAGAAUGGUUCAUGAGAUUUCUUCGCGCCUCCAUACGCCUAUAAUCAUGCCUGAACGUCCUUCAGCAUCGAAGAGCGGUAUAAUACAAUAUCUUCCCUCUUCCCCGCCUCCGUAUCUUUACAACCCUAUUUUAUUUCCUCCCAUUCCUUCCUUUCUUCGUCUCUUC